GCUGUCAUGGCCGCCGUCAACUGCACUUUCAUUUUUAUUCUUUCUGCGAUCCGGCAGCGUGGUUGCGGCCACCGGUGACGGCAGCGGCAUGUCGUGUCUAGCCAUGCUGCCGCUGCCAAGCCUGGUUCGGACCCAACUGAAGACCAGGGGAAGUGUUCGAUACCUUCGUAGUGUCUACCGGCCGCACACGGUUCGACAGGCGAGUACGACAGUGCCCAAGGUUGCUGUGGAAGAAGCUAAGGCCGGCGAAGAGCUCACUCCUGUUGUCUGCGUGGAGCCUCCGGUGCUGUUCGUGGCCAGAACGGGUUGCUUGAUGAGCAUCCCGGAAGCGGCCAUCAGCCAUGGCACAGACAUUGUGCUCUCCCCGGAGCCUGUCCGGCAAGCAUCCAUCGAGCCCGGUGAGGAGUGGCAUCGGCGCCACCUGGACCCUGCACGGCUGCCCCACUACUGCAUGGCACUGAGCAAGAUUCGACUCACAGGUCUGGUGGUGACGACCACACUGGCAGGUUAUGCCCUCGCACCUGGAGCCCUUGACCCCUGGAUUGUGCUGUUCACGGUGGCCGGAACAACGCUGACUUCAUGCUCUGCGAAUGCCAUUAACCAGUUUCUGGAGGUGCCAUACGACUCCCAGAUGAACAGGACGAAGAAUCGGGUCCUGGUACGUGGGUUCCUCAGCCCCUUGCAUGCCGUGAGCUUUGCGGCGGGGACAGCUGGCCUGGGCCUGUGGCUGCUGUCGGUGGGUGCCAACGGCCUGACAGCCAUGCUGGGUGGUGCCAACCUGCUGCUCUACACGUGUGCCUAUACCCCUCUUAAGCGCUGCUCCAUUGUCAACACCUGGCUGGGAUCCGUGGUGGGUGCCAUCCCGCCGCUCAUGGGGUGGGCUGCCUGCACGGGCACCCUCGACGCUGGUGCCUGUGUGCUGGGAGCGAUGCUCUACUCAUGGCAGUUCCCGCACUUCAAUGCCCUUUCGUGGAACCUGCGGCCCGACUACUCGCGAGCAGGCUACCGCAUGAUGUCUGUGACCCACCCGGACCUGUGCCGACGCACUGCGCUGCGACACAGCAUCUUUCUCGCAGGGUUGUGUUUUGCAGCGGCACCUCUCAGUGGACUGACCACGUGGACCUUCGCUGCCACCUCGAUGCCGUUGAACGCUUACAUGCUCUACCGUGCUUGGAACUUCUACCGCGAACCCGACAGUGCGACGUCACGGGCGUUGUUUCGGCUAAGUCUGCUGUACUUGCCCGUUUUGAUCGUCCUUAUGAUGGUCAGCAAACGGCGAGACGGUGCAAAGCAGACUUCAGGUGGUUCCUCAAAGCAGCUGCUGCCGGUGCUACAAGCGGGAAACUCCUGAGAAUGUUUACAUUAUGUCUAAGGGACAAUCUCCACAGUUGCGAAAUGGGAAGCACCUGCAAGCGCAUGACUGUAGAAAGGCUAUCGAAAGUCAAAACGGUGUCACUUAAGCAUUUCUCGCCAGGUUACUUGGGCCUUGUUAGACCGGAAUGAAGAACACAAGUCAGGACUAAAAGAAGAGGCUGAGUCUAAAAGAAACACAGGAGAGUCGUGGUCACAGCUGUGCUGGCUCCGAGACACCACUGCUUAUUUUUGUCAUGGAGCAAAAGAGUUUCAGAGACCCUGCUUUUGAAAAGAGAGGCUCAGAACUUCAUGCUGUCCAUGGAGAUAGCUGAGAACUUGCGACGAUGAAGCUUAGCGCAAUAUGCCCUGCAGGUCUGCAUAUGUGGAUUUCACAGCAGUCUCGGAGUAUGUAUUGCGCACUACCCCUGCAAACUGGAGAUGCUUCUCCUCAACGCAGCGCAAGCAGACCUCGGCGUCGUUUCUGCUAAAAGGUGACAAAGCCCGAGUGUAUUCAGCAAUGGCCGUCCAUGUGGUGUGCACUGUGGUCAUCUCGGCACCAGACACGGGAGUAUCUGCGAGCCUUUUAAUGCGAGCGUUUCAAGCGUGUGCCCUGUGAUAAUGUACCUCAAAUUCUGGCAACUCCCGGUGAUGCCAGUCAUAGCGCGUUCACAAGAUGUUUCAUUUGUGACGUCUGCCGAUGCGUAAUUUAAGAAGUCUCGUCACUUAUGCAAAUGUAUUUCGUUGCACUGGAACCACAACGCGUGCUUGUCCGGAGCGAGUACUUAGCAGUUUGCCUUGAGCACUGGUACUAGCUUGCUUAGACGAUCAAUGUGCAAGCCUGUAUGUACUGUACAUAGUAGGUACGUAGAUCUGUACAGAGAUUAAGUGUAACUUGUCGCUUUUUUGACGUAUUGAGUUUCUUGUGACAUGCGUAUGCACAAUGUUUGCAAGGUUUGUCUGGAGCAGAGAUGUCAUGAAUUGCGAAGGUGUUAGGCCAGACUUGUGCCAUCAGUUGGAAACCGCCUAUUAUUGUUGUUUUGUAGUUGCUACGGCUAUCAGUCACCGAGUUUAUUUGCCUUGUUAAGGUUGAUCACGAUGGUGUAACUUUAUUUGAUCCUCAUUAGAUUUGUCAUUUUAAUGGCAACUAAAGUUAUAGUGGCAUCUGAUUUGCACUUUAGGCAUUGUUAUUAUGCUGGAUGUUUUAUGUGGUUUGUCUUUGUUGGAAUAGGGUAUUUAAUUAACUGACCACACCUGUGGCAUUUGAAAAGUUCUAGAGCAGCAAUUAUCAUUCUAUGAAUUGAGUAAGCAAAACAAAAUAUUAAGUAAGUCUGGUGCGGGUCUCGUCUUACAUGUAUUUCAUUAAUUUCUGAAUUGCUUUGCUGUGUGGCAAAUGCAAAGUGUUCUUGUGCAGCCUUUCAAAAAUGCAUUUGGCUACAUGUCUGCUCUGUCGUCCACUAUACGAGCAUUUGUAUGUACUGUAGGAAAAAUGCAUGUGUACUUUUUCGUAGAUACUAUACGAUUGCACAGCAGGCCUUCAAGUACAGCUCACAAUUGCUUAUGCUUCAGUUGGAUAUAUCAGAUAGACUUGUAAAUUAGGAAAUUAAUUAAGAUUUCACUCCAAUGUGCUAAAACUAUGCGAGGCAAUUUAAUUCAGCAUCAACAAUGAAACAGCUAAGUGCCUUUUUUUCUGACAUGGAAUAAGCCUCUUUCUUCUGAUGUUUUUGACGAGUCUUAAAGGUCCCGGUGAUUAAUUUUAUAUGGUGCCAGCUGCAUCGCAGGCAUUUUUUAUGUACAGCCAACCGCAAAAAUUUGCGGAGCGUGCGAUGUGUGCCAAACUGCCUCUUCGCGCCACCUAGCGGUGCGCCAUCUUCUGUUGACCGCAGUGUGAGCCCCGAAAUGGGUCUUGUUAUUCAGUGGCCUUUCAGUUUUUACUGCCGCUUAGCGCAGUGUUGGCAGUUUCCAUGCGAAGCGAUUAUCUGCAGUACGACCAUCACAUUUCUAUUUUCAUAGCAGGAUCAUCACUAUCACGACAUGCCUCAUCCGUUGGCUAGGUGUCACUUUGUGAUAAAGAACAGUUGUGCUCAGAAACUGCUUUCUAGGCAGGAGUACUUAGACGCAGAUGCCAAAAGGCACGUCGUGUUCUGAAGUAAAAGUUGAAAAAUAUUUGUACCCAGUCAGAAAACAGAUAGACUCAAACCUCAUUAUAACAAAAUUGCAUCGUUCAUAAAAAUAAGUUUGUUAUAUACCAAAAUUUGUUAUAAAGGUAUUUUUCUAAUACUAUUCUUCAUUUACUUCGGUAUAGCCGAUAUUUCGCUACAUCCGGGUUUGUUAUAUCGGGGUUUGAGUGUAGAUUAAGGGAGGGAUGCAUCUUGGGCGCUGCGGUGCUGUCGAUUGCUGCUGACGUAGCGAAAGUACCGCGAAGAGGCUUUUGGCCAAGCACUCGCGUGGUCUGUAAAUUUUUGUGGCCGACUGUAUGUGUGUUCCAUUGAUUUUUUUACAGGGGUUGAUUGAGACAUUCUUUUGCGAUGCAUAAAGAUGGGUUUGUUGAUCAGGA
Rhipicephalus microplus (southern cattle tick) is the source of this 3907-nucleotide messenger RNA. RefSeq names its product Cytochrome c oxidase assembly factor 10 (gene Cox10). The record is from RefSeq and is a predicted model, not a curated record. Gene Ontology annotation, biological process: heme A biosynthetic process. Gene Ontology annotation, molecular function: protoheme IX farnesyltransferase activity. NCBI's taxonomy places the organism in Eukaryota, Metazoa, Arthropoda, Arachnida, Ixodida, Ixodidae. Gene Ontology annotation, cellular component: membrane; mitochondrion.